AUGUAUUCAGCAAUUGCUAGUUCCAAGCCUUAUCGGUUCAUUAUUGGCCCUCAGAGGCGCAAGUUCACGAUUCAUUCUGCAAUCGUGGCCAGACAAUCUGACUAUCUCGACAAACUAGUCAAUGGUGAUUUCAAAGAAGGAAAUGAAAAGACAGUGCACUGGGAGAAUGUGGAUGAAGAGACUUUCGUGUGCUUCUGGCAAUAUGCCUACACGGGCUCCUAUGAUAUUCCUAGGGAGGAGCCCAAAACAACACAAUCAGUACCGGAGGAGGGAGCUGAAGAUGGGGACGAGAUGGAAAGCUCUGGAUAUGCAAGUGAAAAUCCCGACGAUACCGUCAAAUAUUGGCCACACGAAGAAGGGAGGGAUGAAAGUGCCUGGCCUGAAGAUAGUCUCACGAAUUAUGCAGCAGAAGAACGCCCCAAGGAGCCAUCAAACCGAGGACAAUUGUGGAAACUAUUCACUACGCUCCAGUCCACCGGCGGGAACGAGGACGAGGUCGAACCUGAACAGGGGAAUGAGGGAUGCGACGUCGACGCUGGCGAUUUACUCUGUCACGCACGAAUAUACGUUUUUGCCGACUGCUACGGUAUUUUCGAUCUAAUGGACCUGUCUUACAAUUCCAUUCAUCGUAUUCUAUGCAACCUUGACCUGCGCACCAAGACCUUGGCCGAUAUUAUAACCUUGGUGCAUUACUGUUACGAAACGCCGGCACCCCCCGACUUGAAGGAGCUUGUUGUGCUUUAUUCUGCGUGCAAUAUUGAAUUACUUUGGGUUGAUGAGCAGUUCCAGCAUAUAAUCGAGACCCAUGGCGAUCUAUCACGGGCUGUUAUUGCCUCAUUACUUGGCCGCCUUACCUAG
Molecule: messenger RNA, 858 nt
Organism: Metarhizium brunneum ARSEF 3297
Lineage: Eukaryota; Fungi; Ascomycota; Sordariomycetes; Hypocreales; Clavicipitaceae
Molecular function (GO): protein binding
Source: RefSeq, a predicted model, not a curated record